Chara braunii is the source of this 3456-nucleotide messenger RNA. The record is from the annotation of a GenBank genome assembly. Lineage: Eukaryota; Viridiplantae; Streptophyta; Charophyceae; Charales; Characeae.
UGCGACAACAGUUGCAACACGACCGGCAGCCCCGCCGUCUGCACCGGUGGCUGCGACAUGAGGGGUGCUAGACAGUCAGAUGCCACACGGGGUGGUACUGCGGUGGCGCUUGGCGCAUCGCCCCACGGUUCAUCGAAGCACCCCUGGCUGCCACCGCCCCUGUCGCGAGCGGCGCAGCAUCUACUGGUCCACCACGGUCAUGCAACAGUAACGAGACCGGAUCCGUCACACGCACCUGCAGAUGCUCGACAAUCUGCCCCCGUGCCUCGUUUCGGUGAACAGGCGGUUCAUGGGGUGCCUGCGGAGGAGGUCCCCGCUCCGGUGUCCGAUUCAUCGCCGACCCCGAUUCGGACGACGACGGGUGGUGGUCGGUCUGCCCCACAGCCUCCACCCGUGUUGAUCGGAUCGUUAGACCCUUUGCAGCGCAUUCGCGACCUUGGAGUCACCCAGAGCGCGACACCUGUGAGUCCUGGCGGGAUGUUGGAUGCCGGGGUCCUCGGCGGGAGAGCCACGACGGCACGAUGUCGGGGUACUUACAGGCAGCAGGCCGUCACGUCAUAUUAUUCAGACCCUUUGGAGCGCGCGUGGCAUCCGCAAAUCAUGCGGUUCAUCGUCGAGAGUGGGACGCCGUUCAACUGCUCGAAGCUUGAAAGCUUCAAACGCAUGUUCACGAUGAUGAUCCCGCCGGGGGUUCCGGGGGCGGCCGCGCCUAGACUUCCCUCCUACCACAUGCUGCGCAUGACCCUUUUGGACGAGCUGGAUGGUGAGGUCCAGAAGUGUGUUCGGCCGGUGCUUGACACGUCGAGAGAGACCGGUUGCACAAUCAUGACGGAUGGUUGGACCAACAUCCGUGGCCAGACGUUGUGCAACUACCUUGUUGGGACAAAGAUCGGGGUAGUGUAUGUGGCCACCGACGUCAUGCGUGGCAAAAAGGACGUCAGUGCCCUCGCGAACGCAUGGUUGAAAAGAGUGAAGUCCAUGGACAUUCAAUUAAGCGACAUCACAGCGUUCGUGACGGACUCCGCCGGGGUGAACGUCGCGGCGAUGGAGGUAUUCCAAAAAGAUGAGAGCGUGAAACACAUCUUCUGGAUUCCUUGCGUCGCCCACGUCAUGGACCUCAUUAUCGAGGACAUCGGCGGGAUUGAUUGGGUGGCUUCCCGCAUUGCGCAAGCGAGGCUGGUUACACGGUUCUUCAAGCGCCAUGGACAUGCGAGAGAGGUUCUUGAGGCGCACUCGACGAAGACUCUUCUGCUACCGGCGGAGACGCGUUUCGACACGAACGUCAUCAUGAUGGAGAGGUUGGUGGAACUGCGGGCAGCGUUGACAGGUGCUGUGGGCGACGAUCGUUGGCGUGAGACUGUUUGGUCGACCAGCAAGAUCCGCAAGGACGCCGCGGAGGUCACUGCGUGUAUCGGCUCCCCUCCAUGGCGGGAGGAUUUGAGAGCUCUAUGCAAGGUGCUCGAGCCCAUCAUGGGCAUGCUGAAGUUGGUGGACAGCGACACACGCCAAAUCAGCAAGAUUCAACGACGGUACGAGGAGAUGAUUGCGUCUUGUUUGUCUUUAUGUCGUGACAUUAAUCGGGACCAGCAAGACGUUAUUGUCGAGGUUUUCAUUAGGCGGCGCACCAUGUUCAAGACCCUCGCCCACACAGCAGCCAUGCUGCUAGAUCCAGAGUUCCGGGACGCGACGCUGUGUGACGAUGCGGAGGUGCAGCAGGCCUUGGUCGAGGCCCUGGUACAGUUCGGCUACUCGGAGGGAUCGCCUCAGCACCGGGAGGUCCAAAGAGCGGUCGCCAAGCUCCACAUGAGGGAGCCCCCUUUCGAUGAUCUCACCAUGCGGCGAGCUGCGGAUAUCUUUGAUCACCCUGCCAGUUUUUGGUCCUCUAAGAAGGGGAAGUUCCCUCACACGGCCGUGUUUGCAGGCAGGAUCCUUCGAGCGGGUUUGGAGGACGGCGAGGCACGACGUGAGCCGCCUCCUCACACGAGUGACGGCGUUCUAGAAGAUGGAGAGGUUGCACCUACUCCCACUUGUGGACAGGACGGGGAGGACGAACGUCCUCCGACGGGCCACCACGUCGGCCUCGGCUGCCCGCCCGACAGUCUUCCGCGCACCGAUGAGUUAUUGAACAUGGAUUCCGCCUUGGCAUCACUGCCCGAUGUGUCGCUAUUGAUAUCUCCCACUUUGGCGGUUGUGCCGCUACCGGAGCCUGCUAGACGAGAUGACGAGCGUCGCAACAGAGGGUUCAAUGAGUUCGGUGGCGAUACGAUACUGCAUCCUUUAGAGUCCGACACUCUAGCCAUUUUUCAUGUCGGUGCACCGUGGGCAGUGGAGCAGGGGUUGGCGGAGGAGGUGGCACGAAACCGUCGCAGCACAACGGGGGUCAUGGUUCGCAUCAGUUGUCGACGGCAUGUCAUCGGUCCACCGAACGAGGGCGAGAAGCGAGAGCGACAUCGAGGCUCGACGGAGACUUUAGAGGCGAGGCAUCCCGGAGUUAUCCGCUCGGACGAGGGCGUGGCCCAUGAUACGGCACAGCCAGGGAGCGCAAACGCUGCACGGUCCAUCGGGGAGGGCAUCGAGAGCAUAGGGUCAUCGACCGCACACGACGUCGGAGGAGGCGGGGGAAGGGGUGUGGGCGGCGCAGACGCUACACGGUCCUUCGGGGAGGGCAUCGAGCGCAUAGAGUCAUCAACCGCACACGACGUUGGAGACGUGCACAUAGAUGAGCCUCGACCGCAUCUGAUGGGGAUGCGUGACAUCAUGCGUCCACCACCGUCACGCUCCCCUGCCGCUGACCCCGUCGCCCACGGGCAGGCCUCGCAGAGCGCAUUGCCGACGAGGUCUUUCUACGACGAUAUGCCCGCGGGGGCGAGAUUGAUCGGCAACGUCCAUGGCACUUGUCACGGUUCCAUGAGAGCUUACGAGGAGCAGCAUGGGAGGCCUAUACGGGCCAGGACGACCGAUGUCCAUGACACCAGGACGACUACUGCGAGGCUAUCACGGACGAGGAAGAAGGGAACAGGUGCGUCGAUUCCGUAUCACCGGCGCCGCCCACAUCCUUUUUUUCGCAACCGUGACGAGACCGGACAGAUGCCAGCUGCUGCAGAUGGACGGGGUGGGGUGGACGUAGGUGACAGAGUGGACGAAUCAGGACGAGGUGAGAAGAGACGAGGUGGCACGAUGAUCAUCCACGACGACAACUCCACAGCCGCUGAGGGUGGUGAGACCACAGACGCCGACGACCCUGAUGACUUCAAUUACGUCCCGAGGAUCCGGACAGCGGACAAAGACGACGGCGGAGGCCGUCGCGUGAGGAUGAGGACUGGACCUGGCCCGGAAGAGUGGCGUGCGCGUGGUGUGUGGGAUGCGUCCUAGUCGACCGGUGACGAGUCUCGCUUGGGACCUCAGCCCCCCAAAAUGUCGAUUCGCAUGCGGGUCCGAUAAAGGCGUAAAACCUCG